This is a messenger RNA of Bursaphelenchus okinawaensis, 586 nucleotides long. Lineage: Eukaryota; Metazoa; Nematoda; Chromadorea; Rhabditida; Aphelenchoididae. The record is from the annotation of a GenBank genome assembly.
AUGCUGAGGAGUAUUGCUAGGAUAUCGAGAAACGUUAUUCCUAGACAAACAAGGUUUUGUUCAACUAAAAAUGGAUCGGAUAAUUUCAACAAACUGGAAGAAAGCGAGGAUUUCGAGCCUGUUACUUUGGAUGUAAACCCAUACAAGAAGGAUAAAAUCAAGUGUGUGUUGUGCAGAGAGAAUAUUCAGUUGGAUUAUAAGAAUACUCGACUUUUACAGGUAAACCAUUUAUUUAUUUUUGGAGUUUUAGGUAACAAACAGAAAAUGAGACGUAGAUAUGAAAACAAAGCAAUUUUGAUGAAACCUUUUUUUAUUAAAACGUUAUGUCUCCAAACUUUAUCACAAUACCUUUGUCAUUCAAUAUCUAAUUCUAUUUUUGCAGCAAUUCGUCUCAUCGUUCAGUGGUCGUGUCUAUGAACAACAUGUGACUGGACUGUGUAAGAAACAAUACCAAGCCGUAGUGGAGACGAUAAGACUGAGCCGGAAAGCCGGCUACAUGCCUGUUAUGACCAAGGAUCCCAAAUACUUGAGAGAUCCCAAACUGUUCGAUCCAAUGAGGCCAAUUCGACCUCAUUCUUACGCUUAA